UUAAGCCAUCGUUUGGACGGAGGCAAGGACGACAUAACAGGAUUUUUCUAAGUUUGACUUUGAAGCCCCUGCUUUGGCCUCUUUGUGUGGGGCUGUAGUUCUACUGUGCCUUGUGCAUUUCAUCACCAUUGUGGCUCACAUAAUUUUGCUGUGGGGAAACGCAGAUGGAGGGUACUCAGGAGCCCCGCUGAGUCUUCAGGGCCCUGGGCUGUGUUGAGUCCCACUUCUGAGAUAGCACUAGCUCUUAGAGUUAGAUACCGCUUCACAGUGCUUUAUUAUAUUACUCUCUAAGCGGUUGAAAGAGUCAGCCUCUUGCCCCCAUCAAUCCGGGUCUUCAUUUUACCCACCUCGGAAGGAUGGAAGGCUGGGUCAACCUUGAGCUGGUUAGUAUCAAACUCCUGGCAGUUGGCAGAAUUAGCCUGCAAUACAGCAUUUUAACCACUGUAAAAGGAAGGAAGGAAGGAAGGAGGGAGGGAAGGAAGGAAGGAAGGAAGGAAGAUCACAGCCCUCUCUAAACGGUUUGCAGAGUCAGCCUCUUGCCCCCAACAAUCCGGGUCCUCAUUUUAUUGACUUUGGAAGGGUGGAAAGCCGAGUCAACCUUGAGCUGGUGAGAAUCGAACUGCCAAAUUGCAGUCAGCUGGCAGUCAGCAGACAUAGCCUGCAGUACUGCAUUCUAACCACUGUACCACCGUGGCUCAUGAGAUGCUUCUCUUCCCGCAGUUCCGCCACAAGGUCCGCUUCGAAGGGAUGGAGCCGCUGCCCUCCCGCUCCUCCAGCCAGGACUCCCGGUCAUUGCAGGGAGCCACCCCUAGCGCUGCCUCCGAGAGCUCCCGGGCCUCCACUUCCUCCAGCCAGCUGGAUGGGCUCAGCCUCACCACCAGCACCUGCGACAGCAUGGAGCUCGAUGUGGAGAUCCAGCAGCUCCUCUCCCUCCUGCAGACACUUCUCACCCAGUUCGACCGAGUGAACGGGGCAGCCGAGGAGGUGUACAGCUUGGAGUGCCGGUUGGAGAGCAACCAGAACCGACGGGCCGGGCGGAGGGGCAGGCUGAGGGCCGAGCGGCCGGCCAGCCUUUCCCACCCCAUCCGCACCGCCCCUGCCUGCCUGUCUUCUGAGCCAGGCCCCAGCAGCCGGCCUGUCCUACUCUCCCGGCCCCUGAGCAGCCCUGCGGCCUUCCGGGUCAUCCACAGCGGCCCAGGCACUCUGCUGACGCCACAGAAGACGCUGGUAGCAGCGGCCAAAAAGAAGAGGCCUCUGCGGGCCAACAACCGAGUCCACCCCACCGGCAAGUAAAGCAGAUGGGAGAUGCUUCUACUCCAGCCUCGGGCUCUGUCUCUCUGGUCUCUUCUGGUGGAGGCUGCAGGUCAGCUCUGGAAGCCGCAGGGGCACCAACCGGCACUUAGAGCCACAGCCUUCCACCAUGUUGCCAGGUGACACAGGGCCUUUCCCCGACUUUUGGCUUCUGCAGAGGCUGAACAGUUCUCUCCUGGUUUCCAUGCGGGGAGGGGGGGGGAUGGCAGGAGCCAGAAAAGGCCAAGUCAGGUGUGGUGUGACCCCCCCCUCCAGGGAGAGGAAAGGACUCUCAGAGGGCAAGAAGAAAAAAAAAAAGUGUUAUUUUUCACAGAAGCUUUACAGCAAAUAAAACCAGGUUUUUGUGUGUGAGUGUGAGAGAGGGAGAGGAAAAAAAAUAUUUGUAAUGCAACCUGUUCUUUUUUGGUAAGUCUGCUCAAGGGGGGAGCUGAACAACCAUGGCUGGGCAAUGGCCAGGCUGAGCCUGGAGUGGAAGGACUUUUAUCCCCGAGCAGAGUUGGAGACAUUGGCAGACUGUGUGGAGAAGCUGGAUUUGGAAGACAGAAGAACGUCGUGCGGAAAGGACAAAUCCAGCGGAAUGGAGUAUACAUUAUCAAUCCAAGGAGAGUGUCAGUCCGAGAUUCUUAUUUUUUAUUUUUAAAAAGGAUCCCUUAUUUUUGACCAGUGUGCGCAGUUGAAGCCCCUCCUCUGCCAGUCUUGAAGACGGCAACAACCGUUUAAUGGGUCUAAAAGCUAAGCAGGUUGGAAACGGGGGAGGGGAGCGGGAGUUUGCUGUGUGGAGAGGAGCUGGGAGCUGGUUCCCCCAGGUCUUGUUCCCACGGCCCUUCUCCGCGAAGGUGUGGCUUACGUGUAUUACGUUGAUUGCGUAAUUUUAUUGUUGAGGAACGUGAUGGUUUAUUUUUAUAGGGUUUGUUUGUGUGAAUGUGUGUUUCGAGUAUGCAUGAAUGAAUAUAUGAAUAUAUCUACAUAUUCAUUCAUAUGGUUUACUAGUUGUAUUUACUGCCAGCACUUUAAUCUAUGCUUGCCUUAGCUACCAAUGACACAUGCAACUUUUAAAGAGCAGGAUAAUAUAUCGUGGAAGCAGUAUUUUUGUUUCUUGUAGAUCAUAAUUUAAAACAGGCCACUGGACUAUGACCGUAUGUGGGCCACUAGUUCUCAUGUCUUCGAGUGACACCCCCCCCCCCGGACCCCCAGUGAGGUGGCAGCCUGGAAUGGCUCUGAUGUUGGGUGGAAGAGGAUGAGCAGAAAUUCUGGGAGUUGAAGUCCACAAGUCAUAAAGGGGCCAUAGUCCCCCACCCUUGCACUAAACAAUGCGUUUGUGUUCCUGGUGCACACAAACCGUUGCUUGCAGAUGCAGAGCGGUGGAGAACAAACCCAUUGACUCCUCCUCAGUGUAUUCUAGCUCCCAAAUCGGAGCUCGGCCACCGCGAUGGCUAGGUGACCCUUGCAAAGCUGGGCCCUGAAUGUGCCUGGCCCACCUGCUCUCUUCCAAAUUCCACAAGGGCUAGGAUUGCGAGAGGCCUGAAGGAGGCCUGGAAGCCACCAGCACAGGUAGCCACCUCCAUGUCGUCCCUUAGCUUUAAUUUGGGGGAAUCCAUUCCAUUUAAAUGCUACGGCUGGUCCGUGCAGGCACCCGUCUUUCUCCUUUCUUGCGACACAUCCCAUAAUAUUCCGGUGGCCGGUUUAACGUUAUGUGUAUUAUAAUAAGUAAUUUAUAUGGGAUUUUUACAAGAGGAAAAAAAUGUAUAUUUUUGUAUGUUGGCUGUUUUUAUAGCAGCGGUCUUGUGCUCACACGUGUAGGUGGUAGUUAUUUAAGACAAAGUGACAUCAAAAGCCUCGCUUAAGCAUUGCUGGCAUGGGGGGGGUCAAAGCAAUGUGUGGGGUUUGCCAGAGGAAGUUCGGAGAUGCCAGGGCAGGAGGCAGGACCUCCUGGCAGGGCACCCACUGCAAAAGCACUGCACAUGCAACAGGAUCCCCCGUCCCAGAGCCCCCUCCCCAUCUGCUUUCCCAAAACCUCAGUUACACAGCCUUAAGUGGCCUUCGCUACCUUAGAGUUGCAAGAUGUUGUUUCUUUUUAGUAGCUACUUGGGGAUGCUGUAAACAACCAUUUCCGACACUCAGAAAAAUGCAUUUUACCUGUUUUUAAUAUUAUUUAUGAGGGUGCUAUUGUCAAACGUCGUAUCGUAUUCCAGACUGCUUUAUCUGAAAGGAAACUUCCUACCUUCUUUGAUGGAAACAGGAAAAAAGGUUGGCUGGUAAAGAGAUAGUGAAGAAGUUGAGGAAAGAAAGAAUCAGGAUUUCUUUUGCUAGAUCAGGGGUCUCCAACCUUGGUCUCUUUAAGACUUGUGGACUUCAACUCCCAGAGUCCCUCAGCCAGCAAAGCUGGCUGAGGAACUCUGGGAGUUGAAGUCCACAAGUCUUAAAGGGACCAAGGUUGGAGACCCCUGUGCUAGAUUACUUGUUGGGCCAAGGUUCUCAGUCUUAGCCAUGAUCAAGUAGGAAAUGAGGGAAGCCGCUCAGGGCCAGUUGUUGGCCAUUCUUUUCCCGAGGUGGCACCCCCUCCUGCCCUUCUUGCCAGCUGGAAACGCAGCACCUUAAUGGGUGAGGGAGGGAGCACCAUGGGGCAACGAGUCAACCCGUGCCAGUCCAAAGCUGAAGGCAAUGUUACAUCAGCAGCUGGCUUGAGGUUGGCAUCCUUUAAAGAGCAUAGCCUAAAACAGGCCAGUAAAUGAAGUGGAGGGUGGACAGUUACUGCUUGAGCCAGAGGAAGGAGAUUUUACACCUGUGUUGGUCAGUUAAAAGUUCUCGUGGGUUAUUUAAAAUGUUGGGAAAUUGCAAAGGAUGGGACAAGCUGAAGCAGGAGUAGGAAGCAGAUGGGUGAGGAGGAUGGUUCAGGAGUGGCCUCUCGUGUUGGGCUGCAGCAGGAGCUACAAGAGCAGCAGCAGAUUCACCACAUUGGACACCCUUCGGCCACGUCCACAAAACCACAUCUGGUCCCUCCUGCCAAAACAUUGAAUGUAUGUUUGGGCCUCUGCGGCCAGUUUCCUAUUUAUUCCUGUCUGAAAUCCCCACCCAGCAACACGGUUUACCCAAACUGCUUGAAAAGGGCUGUAAGAAGCCAAGUGUGCUUUAUGUUAAUUUUGCAAAGAAAGUAUUUUCUUUUAUACUGGUGAAUUAGCUUGACAAGGUCAUAUUAAAAGACAAUGGACUGCUCCGA
Messenger RNA from Ahaetulla prasina, 4528 nucleotides. RefSeq names its product polycystin-1-like. The record is from RefSeq and is a predicted model, not a curated record. The transcript has a single exon. Lineage: Eukaryota; Metazoa; Chordata; Lepidosauria; Squamata; Colubridae. The coding region runs from base 703 to 1293 and encodes 196 amino acids.